UUCCCUCCGCGGGCCCGAGAUAUGGCAAUGGUAGUUAGCAGCUGGCGAGAUGCGCAAGAGGACGUGGCCGGGGGCGGCCCCACCGGAGCAGCUCAGCCGGGCCGGGAUCCGCAGCAAGGGGCCUCGGCGGCCCCCCACACGCCGCAAACGCCGAGCCAGCCGGGAGCCCCGUCCACGCCGGGCGACAAGGGGCAGCAGCAGCAAGGCUCCGGCCAGAGCCAGCAGCAACAGCAGCAGCAGCACAUCGAGUGCGUGGUGUGCGGCGACAAAUCCAGCGGGAAGCACUACGGGCAGUUUACCUGCGAGGGCUGCAAAAGUUUCUUCAAGCGGAGCGUCCGCAGGAACUUAACGUACACUUGCCGGGCCAACCGGAACUGUCCCAUCGACCAGCACCACCGCAACCAGUGCCAAUACUGCCGCCUGAAGAAGUGCCUCAAAGUGGGCAUGAGGAGGGAAGCGGUUCAGCGAGGAAGGAUGCCUCCGAGCCAGCCGAACCCGGGCCAGUACGCGCUGACCAACGGCGACCCGCUGAACGGCCACUGCUACCUGUCGGGCUACAUCUCGCUGCUGCUGCGAGCCGAGCCUUAUCCGACGUCACGCUACGGCAGCCAGUGCAUGCAGCCCAACAACAUCAUGGGCAUCGAGAACAUCUGCGAGCUGGCGGCGCGGCUGCUCUUCAGCGCCGUCGAGUGGGCCCGCAACAUCCCCUUCUUCCCGGACCUGCAGAUCACCGACCAGGUGGCCCUGCUGCGCCUCACCUGGAGUGAGCUCUUCGUGCUCAACGCCGCCCAGUGCUCCAUGCCGCUGCACGUGGCCCCGCUCCUGGCCGCUGCCGGCCUCCACGCCUCGCCCAUGUCCGCCGAUCGCGUGGUGGCCUUCAUGGACCACAUCCGCAUCUUCCAAGAGCAGGUGGAGAAGCUCAAGGCCCUGCACGUGGACUCGGCGGAAUACAGCUGCCUCAAAGCCAUCGUCCUCUUCACCUCAGAUGCCUGUGGCCUGUCGGACGCGGCGCACAUCGAGAGCCUGCAGGAGAAAUCGCAGUGCGCCCUGGAGGAAUACGUGCGCAGCCAGUACCCCAACCAGCCCAGCCGCUUCGGCAAGCUGCUCCUCCGGCUGCCUUCCCUGCGCACCGUCUCCUCGUCGGUCAUCGAGCAGCUCUUCUUCGUCCGCUUGGUAGGUAAAACCCCCAUCGAGACGCUCAUCCGAGACAUGCUGCUCUCCGGCAGCAGCUUCAACUGGCCUUACAUGUCGAUCCAGUGUUCCUAGAGCAGCCCCUGCCGCCCCCCUCCCCGCUUAGCCAUCCGCCCACGGGCCUCGCGGCUGGGCGGCCAGACGGGGGGGGAGGGUCCGAGGAGAGAGCGAGAGCAAAGAAAGGGACCCACAAAAACGCCCCGCUUCCCCAAGGCCGGGAGCCCGGAAACCUCGUCUGGAAGGAAAAGACUGGCGGAAGCUGGCAACUCCGGCCCGGCGGCGGCCAAAACGCGGGGCAGCUCGCCUGCGUGGAACCAACGGCGACCCCCGAGGUGGGAGACUUUUAACAAACGAAGGAACAAAAAAUAGCAAAGACCGAAGGGAUUUUGUUUUUUUUCUCACUAUAAUACUGCCCGCCCACCCGCCCUCCGAGAAAGAGAGGAAAGAGGAAGAGGAUUUAGACGGAUUUCCCUGGAUUGAUCGCGGACCGAAAGGGUGAUCAAUUGUACAGCAAACGUGGUUUUAAGAAACGAAACUGAAGCCGGACUGACCGAGGGGGAGGGGGAAACGGGAGGGAAACACUGACCGCGAACAUUGAUCUUCAUUUUGUAAAAUAUUAGUCUUUAUUUUCACGUUUUUUGUAAAAUUUAAAACAUCGUUAUGCGCAUAAAGGAGAGAAGAAAAACCAACACAAGAAACAAAAAUUUAGGGAGGGGGAAAAUAACGUUUUUCCAAAUAAUUAUUAAAAAAA
Pseudonaja textilis is the source of this 1942-nucleotide messenger RNA. It is a transcript of the gene NR2F1, whose product is annotated as nuclear receptor subfamily 2 group F member 1. The record is from RefSeq and is a predicted model, not a curated record. Gene Ontology annotation, biological process: regulation of DNA-templated transcription. Lineage: Eukaryota; Metazoa; Chordata; Lepidosauria; Squamata; Elapidae. Gene Ontology annotation, molecular function: sequence-specific DNA binding; zinc ion binding; DNA-binding transcription factor activity.